UUCCCCUCCUCACACACUUCAAGCCACCCUACACUCCCUCCUCAUUUUAGACUUUCGUCGCUGCCUAAGGAUGCCGGGUCCGCCCCGCCGAUUGCACGCUGGCUCCAUGCAAUCGCCCGGUGGUCCGUCCUCUAUUCUCCCCAUCCUUCUCGGGCUUGCACUCUUGCUGCUCCGAUCGCCCACCGUCUGGGCACAGUCCUGCUUGAAGGAUGUUUGCUGGCCGGCCGCCAAUUCGGCCAUCCUUCGGGAGUAUACCUAUUCCGAGAGCGACAUCGGCACAGCCUUCUACCUACGCGCCCUGGAUCCGGCCGUGCUGGCUCCUGCUCACCAGGACGACAUGAUCGGGCUGACCUUCCAGGAUGUCCUCGGCACUAAUCCCAAGGCGACCGGCGAUAUGCUGCUGGUGUCUCGCAACUCGCUGGCCGCUUAUCGGCCAGUCCCGAGCGUUGAUCCGCGCUGGGGCGCCUCUUUCGAGCGAGCGAAUCAGAACUCCCUCGUUUCCCCCCCGGUGACACCUUUCACCUGCAAUGUUCGCUCGUCAACGACCUUCUGCGCGGCGGUCCUCCAAAACAACGCAUAUGCCAUUUCCCAACCAAGAACUGGAAGCCUCACCACGACUGCCAUGACCCGAAUUACCACAAGCCCACUGGGCUAUGCCAUCUGGACGACAGACGUGUCAACCACCGAGAUCAACGCCCUCUACGAAAGUGACUCCCUCCGUCUCACUUACAAUGAGAGCAGGACCUUCAUUCGAUCUGCCUCCCAGGCCGGUCGCAAGCUGACCGCCUUUCAUUACAACAAGAACUCCCUCUACGUGGAAAAAAACCGCGUGGUCAAUCCCAGCAACACCGCCCUGCUGACCACUCGCUCCGGUGGUCCUGGCUUCACGGCGGCCGUCACGGCCACGCGCCUGUAUUAUGAGACCGACGUGACAUUCGAUGUGCUGAUGCAACUGGACAACGGCUCGAUCGUGAUCCUUCGCGCCACCAACGGGAGCCUCAUUCCGCAGGAAGUCCUUCACUUGACCCUGCCCACAUCCUUCCCCACGAGCGGGGGACGCUUCAUCGCUGGCAACAAGCACUUCAUGAAUCCCAGCGCGCCCUUUUUCUUUUUCGCCGCGCCACAUGGCACACAAAUCCGUGUGUACCGCAUCGACAUGACAAUGGUCGACAGCCAAACCACCCGACCGAUCAUCCGCCAGGUGGCCUUCGAUCGGGCUCCCACCAAGCUGGCCAUGCUGGAUAUGGCCUAUACCGUGUCCUCGGUGUGGCGAUUGGCCGAUACCCACUUCUACCUGACCCCGGAGGAGUUCCUCUGCCCACAAUCGGCUGUCUCGGCCCCCGAUCCCACGAUCGAGUGCCUUCUCGACACGGUUGCCCGCACGGCCGCCUGGCGAUGUGCCGAGGGCCGUGGUCCCGCACACUCCAAGGGCCAGCUGUGCGGCGGAUGCGCACUCGGCUACUAUUUCCACCGCCAAACCUCCACCUGUGCCUCCUGUCAGGCGAGCAAUUGCGACAUUUGCGACCAUGCCAACCCUCGGCACUGCCUCAGCUGCCGGCCGCGCUUUUCCCUGACCGAGACCGGGUCCUGUGUGGAGUCUUGUCCGGAUGGCCGUGGCAGUGGGCGUGCGGUGUGCGACUACGAUCUUGAUCCCUUCGAGAUGGUGUUCACUCCGCCGGGGACUCCGGUAAAUGGAGCGACCGUGGCCCUUGCGGCUCCUGAACGUGGCAGCAGGCAGAACGUCCACAACAACACCAACACCAACAACAGCAGCAGCGACAGUGGCAGCGUCAUCAGCAUCGGCAAGGACCAUGCCAUGGACGCCCGUGCCCUUGCCGCGGCGCACCCUCCGGUUUUGCGGCUGGCUGUCGGUCCGCUCCAGCCCUGUGGCACGAAUGGAGCCUGCCUUGCCACCGGUGACAAUGCCCAGUCGCUCAUGGCUCUCUCGCACAGUGGGCAUCUGCUUCUCUGUGCCCUGGACUCCUCGGCCGACACGGUUUCCUGCCAGCAGACGCUCUCUCUGUUUGGCAGCACUCUCCCGCAAAAUAUCUACGGCGCCCAUAUCCAUCAGCCCAGCCCCGGGAUCCUGCACAUCGCCGUGUGCACCCCCUCCCAAGCGGCAGAGGUCAAGGUCACCUGCCAGCCCACCUGUGUGGUGUCCCCACAGUCCACCCUCCUGGGCCAGUGCCGGGGUCUCUUCGCCUGUCCGGGCGCCAGUCCAACGCAAGAGGGCCUCGUUGCGGCCUUCGAGACGUCCACCAACUCCGGCGUCUACACCUUUGUCCAGCUGCGGAGUCCGACCGGUGUGUGGUCACCACUUGUGCGUGACACCCAGGAACACGACCUGGCGUCUUCUUCCGUGCGGGCAGCCUGCGGGCUACUCAGCCAGCCGACCGCACCGGGGAUUGGAUUCCUGCACUCCAUCGGCAAUGGGCCGGUGGUGCUGCGCGAGCAGGCGCCCCUUUCGCCGACCACAGCCCACUGGCUGUCGUUGCAAACCGGGCCGCCACUUUUGAGGCAAGCCGAUUCCUGGCUCACGGGUCCGGACUUCCACCUGCUCGCUGGGCGCCUCACCAGCCGCGAGAUGGAUGAUCUUCUUCGCGUGCGUCUCAUGCCGGACAAUGGGCGCAUGGUGGCCGACCUGCUGCUUGACCACUUCCCCAAUCGGCAUAUCCACCAAGCGGUCACUUCCAACUUCGAGCCCCUCACCUACGCCCUUGGUGAGUUGCCGGAGUCGGGGCUCGAAUUUGCGAGUCUGGCGGACAUCAAUCGCGAUGGGCAUCUGGACCUGGUGCUGGUCACGACCAGCCGCAUCGGCGUGUCCAUCGCUCGGCAUACGGGGGCGGUGAUCUUCCUGCCGGUUCAGUGGCGCCCGCGCGUCGCCGGAGCCAUCGCCACCACCGUUGGGACCACCCUGGCCGAUGCCCUCGACAGUGGGCCCACCACCAUGGCCACGGGCCUGCCCCUUACCCGGCAGAUGCUGGCGAUUGUGCAGGAAUCCCGCGUCAGUCUGCUGCUGACGACGCCCGCGGGCCAGGUGGAGGUCUACCACACGGCUGUCUGCGCGGAGGGACUCUACUUCGACAUGGAGGCGAAUGCCUGCCGGCCGUGCGAUGCCCUUUGUCGGACGUGCCUCGGCCCCGGGCCCGAGGCCUGCCAUGUGUGCAAGGUACACGAUGUCACCACCGCACAGUGCAUUGCCUCCUGCCCGGCCGACACGCAUUACCUCGACCCGUCCAGUGGCGGGGUCGACUGUCGGCCCUGCCCGGGCAAUUGCACGGCCUGCCGCGUGACCGAGCCGGCCGGGGUCCAGUGCACAGUCUGCCCGGCCGGGCACUUUUUGCCCUUCCCCAGCGCCCUGCAUUGUGACCGCUGCCAUGAGGCGUGCGUCGAGUGCGACGGCUCGACCAAGGACAACUGCACCCGGUGCCCGGCGGGCCUGUUCCUCAUCAUGGCCGGCUGUCAGACCGAGUGCCCGCUCCAAUUCCGCGCGCAUGUUGAUCCGGUCGAGGGGCAUGGCGAAUGCCAGCCCUGCGUGUCUCGAUGCCUCGAGUGUCCGGCGGCCGUGGAUGAGUGCCAAAGUUGCGCUGCCGGGACCUUCUGGCAUCCGGCCACCGGUUUGGGCGCCACCGGGCCGGGAACCUGCGACAUGUGCCAUUCUACCUGCCAGUCUUGCUCGGGCCCGGGGGAGACCGACUGCCUGGAGUGCAUUGCUGGGUUGGUGCUCGAUCGCGAGCUUGGCUGUCGCCACACCUGCCAGCAGGGCUUCUACUUGGACGGCCGCGUGUGCCACCCCUGCGCCUCGGAAUGUGGCACAUGCGCCGAGGCGGCCAAUCAGUGUCUUUCCUGUGCGAGGGGCUUCGCCCAGGUGCCCGGGUCGCCGGCCCAUCGGCCCACAUGCGAACCCUGUGCGGCGGACUGCCUGACGUGCGACUCCCCGGCCGGGGCUUGCACCGCCUGCCACCCGGAAAAGGCAAUGCUUCAGCUGCCGGGCCACUUGGCCACCUGCGUGGGAAUCUGCCCGGCAGGAUACUUCCGCCAGGAGGCUCCCCAAGCGGGCUACGGACGUUGCCUCGAGUGCCAUGGGUCCUGCGAGACGUGCGACGGGCCGGAGGAACACCAUUGCCUCACGUGCGCCGACUCGCUGGGCUUUUGGCAGGGUGACUGUGUCAAUGGCACCCGGAUGACGGCCGCCGAGGACCCGGUCAAGCCCUGUCCGGAAGCCCGCUGCUUUGAUUCCUGCGGCCAGGGGCACUUCCGCUCGGAUGAGGAAACGUGCACUGCCUGCUCGCCCGCCUGCCGGAGCUGCUCCGGCCCGACCGAUCAUGACUGUUGGUCGUGCAGUGGCUCCGGCCUGAUCGAUGUAGAUGGCACCUGUCGGACCUCUUGCUCCGAUGGAUAUACGCCAUUCGGUAGCCGUUGCAACAUAUGCCACCAAAGCUGCGCCACCUGCACCGGGCUCUACUCGACGGAUUGCUCCUCCUGCGCGCCGGGGUACAUGCACGUGGACCUGUCCGGACUCCAUGGCAGUGGCAGCGGAGACAGCGGCGGCUCCCCCAGUCGGGGGACCUGCGUCAGCUCCUGCCCGGCAGGCACGACCCCGAAUGCGGGGAGGCAGCAUUGUGUUGCCUGCCCGGCCGAUUGCACGCACUGCCGCAUUGUCCCGGGAGAGCCACUGCCCCGGUGUGAUGCAUGCCGGCGGGGCAUGGUCCUGGAUCAGGCCCAGAACACCUGCACAUCGACUUGCCCUCCGGGCAAAUUCCCCUUCGCCGGUCGCUGCGAGGUGUGCCACGCGUCGUGCACCAGGUGCCACAGCCCGGGGGCCAGUGGAUGCCUGGCAUGCAGCGAUCCGGAAGCCCUGAUUCAGGCGGGACUCUGUGUGGCAACCUGCUCGGCGGGCUUCUUCCGCCAGGAGGCAUCCUCCCCCGGCGAUGUGGCCUCCUGCCAGCCGUGCGUGUCGACAUGCAGUGCGUGCAGCGGCCCGCGCAUGUCCGAGUGUCUGUCCUGCCCGAGUGGGACCUACCUGCUGGAUGGGUAUUGUCGCGGGACCUGCCCGGCGGGCAUGGCCGCCGAUUUGGCAUCAGGCACCUGUGUGCCCUGUGCGGCCGGGUGCGCCACUUGCCAUCCAUCGGAUCCCUCAUUCUGCCUUUCCUGCCCGAAGCCCGCGGGGGAUCCCUUCCGGUGGAAGCUCCACCCCCAGACGGGCCAAUGUCUGCCAGCCUGUUUGGCGGGAGAGUACGAGUGCCAACCGACGCAGACAUGCAUGACGUGUCCGACCGGCUGCGAUCGCUGCGUCCACGAUGUUCAGCCAUCCGAGCACAAAUGCUCCGAGGUCAAUGUCCGGUGCGAGUUGUGCUCCGGGCAAUUGGUCCUUCGGGGGGAUGGGACUUGCGCGGUGGACUGCCCGGCAGGUCACUUCAACCCGGAUCCCAUCUCGCAUCCAGAUGCCACUGGCCGAUGCCGGGGCUGUGAUUCCCGGUGCCUCGAGUGCCAGGACACCAGCCUCAAGUGCACGGCCUGCAGGGCCGACAAGUUUUUCAUUCCCCAGCUCCAUGAGUGUCGGGAGGCCUGCCCCGCCACGGGUUACUACCUGGUGCCGGCCGAAAAGCCCGGCGGCACAGGUGCCGGGGAGUGCCGCGCAUGCCCGCAAUGGUGUAUUUCCUGCGAAGCCCCAGCCGGCCACUGUGUCGAGUGCCACUUCGGCUACAUGGCGUACGAAGGCCUGUGUGUGGAGGGUGGCUGCCCGGCGGGAACAUACCCGGCCACGGAGACCCACUGCGCCGCCUGUGUGGAUGGCUGUUCCAGCUGCCUGGGCCCGGCCAAGCAGGAUUGCCUUGUUUGGUCAAACCCGAGACCUCGCAUGUCGUCCGGAGUGCUUGCAACCGUGAUUGCCGUGCCGAUUGUUGUGCUCCUUGCUUUGAUCGUCCUGCUGAUGGUGUUCUUCUGCCGGCGGCGUUCGCCCAGCAAGGAUCCCACUGGCCAGAGCAUGUCCCCGGGAGAUGAUGAAAACAUGACCGUGCUCAACACCCUUGUCGAAUUCUCCCUGCCGGGCUUCAUCAAUGUCGCUCUCGAAAAUAGCGUCGACCUGGGUAAUACCACCGGUCUGGGCUGUGGGAGCCAGGCCCGGGUAUUCCGCACCCAGAUCAUCGAUCCGACACUGCGGAGACGCAUUGGCACCGAUAUGGUCGCGGUUAAGGAGAUGACUCAGAUGAGCGAUCUCACCUUGCGUCUCUUCUACCGUGAGGUGUCCAUCAUGUGGUCUCUGUCCAAGACGCCGAACAUCGUGCCGAUGUACUUCUACUCCGAAAAUCCGCCGGCCAUCGGCAUGAAGUGCUUCAACAUGUCUCUCGAUGUCCUGCUCGAGUCGACGAUCGAGUUCACCCUCCAGUCCUCCCUCUCGGUCUUGAGGGACAUCGCCAACGGCCUCGAGCACAUUCACAGUGUUGGCAUUGUCCACCAGGACAUCAAGUCGAGGAACAUCUUCAUCGAGAUGAAUACCCACACUGGCAUUUGGAUGGCCGCAAUCGGUGACUUCGGUGUGGCUCAGUCGAUCAAUGCCGAUCGGCAGUCACAUAUCCAGAUGGAGAUCUCCGAUUUCAAUGCCUUCUCGAUCAUCUAUGCCAGUCCGGAGCUUCUCACGGCUGUCAUGAAACGCGCCCAGCCGGCGGUCGAACACCGAAAGACCAGUGACAUCUAUGCCAUGUCGGUGCUCAUUUGGAAGGUCCUCACGCGCAAACUUCCCUGGCCAGGCAUGACCGUCAGCGCUAUCAUGGAACAGGUCCGAAAGGGCGAGCGGCCGAGCUUCGACGGAGAUACACCGGUUGUCUUUGACCCGGAAAACCCUGCCGUGGGCAAAAUGCAGGUGCUUCAGCGCUGGUGUCAGGAACACGACCCAUCGAUGCGGCCAACCUCGGCGCAGCUUCUCGCCCGGACAACCGACAUCCUGGAUAACAUCCUCCCCCAGUCGCAGUAA
Messenger RNA from Fonticula alba, 6973 nucleotides. RefSeq names its product TKL protein kinase. The coding region runs from base 71 to 6973 and encodes 2300 amino acids. NCBI's taxonomy places the organism in Eukaryota, Rotosphaerida, Fonticulaceae. The transcript has 9 exons. The record is from RefSeq and is a predicted model, not a curated record. Gene Ontology annotation, biological process: protein phosphorylation. Gene Ontology annotation, molecular function: protein kinase activity; ATP binding.